CGUGUUCUUAAAAAAAUACAAAUAAAUAAAAAUGAAAAAGUCAUUACAUACUACUUUAAACGCGACGUAAUUCAUCGCUACAUAAUGAGGUUUGCAUUUUAAUUGGUUAAACACGCCUUCUGUCGCCAAAACACACGGCUAAUCGAGCGUUUUAGUCAACAUUGUGACUUGAGCACCCCUACGCGGCCGGCGGAAUGGUUCGGGCCAACAUUUCAGCCCGACUCCUGCUUCCCGCUGACUGCGAGUCAUGAAGCCCGUCAAACGUACGAGGCAGGGCCGCGCUCGAAGUUGGGACGGGAGCGUCUGUAGCCGGAGAGUCGACGAUAUCGAGGCUCCGUGACCACAGAUAUGCGUACAGUUCCAUUUUUGUGUGCGUCAGUCGAGUGAGCGGGCGAUUUUCUUACUUUUAGGCGAGGGACUUAGUUAAUUCGCAGCCUUAAACCAACUCUCCCUUAAAUCAGACCGAGGAUGAUUUUUUCUAAUACUGGAAACCCACUAAGGACUCAGUUUCGCAAGCAGUCACCUGUUACCCUACUGUCUCACCCCAUGGCUCCACCCAGCCCUAGUAACAACAGCAGCACCAACAACAGCAGCAGCAGUAGUACUGCAGGCUGGGAGCAACUCAGCAAAACCAAUCUCUACAUCAGAGGGCUGUCCCCAUCAACAACAGACCAUGACCUGGUCAAACUCUGUCAGCCGUAUGGCAAAAUUGUAUCAACAAAGGCCAUCCUUGACAAGACUACAAACAAAUGCAAAGGAUACGGAUUUGUGGAUUUUGAUAGUCCCACUGCAGCUCAGAAAGCUGUGGCUGCCCUAAAGAGCAGUGGAGUACAAGCUCAGAUGGCAAAGCAACAAGAACAAGACCCAACCAACUUGUAUAUCUCCAACCUGCCACUGUCAAUGGACGAGCAGGAGCUGGAGAACAUGCUGAAGCACUUUGGCCAGGUUAUAUCUACCCGCAUCUUGAGGGACUCAAGUGGAGCAAGCAGAGGGGUGGGCUUUGCCAGGAUGGAGUCAACGGAAAAAUGCGAUGCAGUCAUUUCUCACUUCAAUGGCAAGUUCAUCAAGACGCCAGCCGGUGUACCAGCACCUGCUGAACCUUUGCUUUUCAAGUUUGCUGACGGUGGGCAGAAAAAGAGACAAAACCAAAACAAAUUUCUUCAUAAUGGUCGAGGUUGGCUAAGAGAUGGAAACACCAGACUGGCUGGAAUGACACUCACAUAUGAUCCCAGUGCAGCCGCAAUGCAAAACGGAUUUUUCCCACCGGCGUACAGCAUUUCAAACAGGAUGAUUGCUCACACGCCCAUGUCCACAUACAUGUCUCCAGUUUCAGCAUACCAGGUGCACAACCCGUCGUGGGUGCAUCAACCCUACAUCAUGCAGCACCCUGGUGCAGUCAUAUCGCCCUCUAUGGAGCCAUCAUUGUCACUGCAGCCCACAUCCCUGAUGACUCCACUGGCACAGCAGAUGAGUCAUUUGUCUUUGGGCAAUGCAGGAGCGUUCAUGACCACCAACACUCCCAUGCCAGGUGCUUACAUCCAACAGUACACGCACAUGCAGACAGCGGCUAUUCCUGGAGAGGAAAAUGGAGUCGUGUCUCAGAUGGACACAGCCGGCAAUCCUUCCCCGUACGCCUACCAACAAACCAAGUAGUGCCGACUUAAUGUUUGGACAACCACUCAGCAAUACCGGCAAAAAAACGCAAUGAACGCAAAAGAUCCUUCACUGUUUUGCAAUUGUCGGACUCGUGAGGCUAUUUUUGGUAUUGUGUUUGAAGAGUAUAAAGAAUACUCUACAGUUUAUCAAAUGAUUUUAACAACUACUAAGAACAAGUUUUGAAAAGGUUUUUCUAUUUUCGUACAAGAAACUGUUUAUUUUUUACCAAAGACUGCCAGCAAAUCCAAGAAAAAAAACGUGCAUGGUGAUAAAUGUCUCUUUUUCAGCCUGAUAUUUUGACGUUUUUGUGCUUGCUGUGCGAGUGUUGCCAUGGCCAAGUGUUUCGUGUUUUCUUCUCCCGUCGUGCUUUAGGAUGACAAUGCUAUCUGAUUACAGUUUGCCUUAACAGUUUUACUACAGUGAUGGUUUAGAUCACCACAAAGAACUGGAAGCGAGGGCUGUUGCUUUGUAAAUGAGCUAUGAAAUGUUUUUGCUCCACCCCUGUCCAUGGACUAAUAGGAAAUAGAUUUAUGGAGAGUAUGUUCUGACUCCUGUUGAUUUUGUUGUGGUAUUUAUUUAGAAAGGAAUACUUUACAUGGUCCUAGAUGUUGUGCUGAAAGAUCUUUUGGAUCUAGCCUUUUUGCCAACCCCCUAAUGUAAACUAGCUGACUUUGACCUAUAGCAUCCUAUUUAGUGGUAAAUUUGGGUUGCUAUUUAGAUGAUAGUGUGUGUCUUUUUCAUUUUUAUUUAACAAAGCCAAGAGGAACACGUGGCUUUAGAAUUGCGCACACACAACAAAGCCUUGUCAAAGGACUUCGUGGGAGCUAACAUGAGACAUGAAUUGUAUUGGACCUCUGUUUUAAUAGGAAACUAACAGUUGGCACUUUGUUUUAUCGCCAAAGAUUAGGAGUUUGUAUACUGAGGAAACAGAAUCUGUCUCUUUUACCAGAACAAGAGUGACUGCAAGUAAGCUUGCAGCGAUGGACUGUGCCUUUCUCAAUCAACAUUUACACUCAGUUUGCAUAUGUACAAUAGUUGUAAUGGACGCAAAGAAGCAGGCCAGGAUCCAAAAAGUGCCACAGACUAAUUUUGUUCUUACAUAAAAGGAGACCGUACAAUGUUAAUGAGGUUCUAGUGUAAAAAAUAAUAAUUUAAAAAUUUUUAAAAAGUGGUUUGAUCUGAUAUGACAGCACUAAAAGUGGUGCUUUAAUAAAAAAUAAAAAAAACUCUGGUUCUUUUUUAUAUAACAUUUAUGAUCAAGGUGCCCUUCUGCUAUUCCAACAAGUGGUCAGUCAGACCAGAUAUCUACCUCAGUUUUUCCAUGUUCCUCAGUUCCAAACUGGGUUAACAAGUCCAGCCCACUUCCUAGACCAAAAGCUGAGUUCAGGAGCUGGUCACACGAUGCAGUUUCCUUUCUUUUUUUAUUUAGGUUUUUCUUCAAGACAUUUUUGUACAGUGUUUUUUUUUCCCCCAGGAGGGGGUCCAACCGCAUGCUUCUUGUUGAUGUUUCAGUCGCUACUUCCACCUCAGUAAAUUCCAUAGAGAAUGAGUUGUGUUCACUGGUUAUGUGCUCGUUUUUACAAGUUUGAUGCCCCAUCAUGGGAGGAGACAAACUCACAGGCAGCAUUAGUUGGGUGUAAAGAGUAACUGAGAUUAUACUUGAGAUUUCUGUCUCAUGCCCGACUGAUAACUUAGAACUGUUUUGUGAGUUUUUGCUGCUAGUGGCAUCUGAACCAAGUGCCAUAUGGUAUAUGGGUCAAGAACUGCAGAAGUGUGUCAAGGAAAAACUGCUCGUAUCAGCAAUCAUGUUGAACAGUCAUUAGGUUGUAUGGAAAGAAAAUUCUUAUUUAUGAAGAUUUUUUUGUACAGAAAACUAGAGGAAGAGCUUAAAUGAAUUUUUUUUUUUUUUUUUUUUUUUUAAUUUGUGUUGAGUUGUACCACAUACUUGCCAGUGGUGAUUUGUUUGUACAGUUAAAGGCUUCUCACGCCUUUGUUUGGUAGUAUUAAGGCCAAACUUGUUUUCCCUUGUAGAUUGCUGCCUCAGGUUUAUUUUUACUUCUUUGAUUCUUUUUUUUAAUAAAGAAAAUUGAGAUUUGUAAAUGUUUA
Messenger RNA from Phyllopteryx taeniolatus (common seadragon), 3762 nucleotides. It is a transcript of the gene rbms1b, whose product is annotated as RNA-binding motif, single-stranded-interacting protein 1. The coding region runs from base 469 to 1653 and encodes 394 amino acids. Lineage: Eukaryota; Metazoa; Chordata; Actinopteri; Syngnathiformes; Syngnathidae. The record is from RefSeq and is a predicted model, not a curated record. The transcript is spliced from 13 exons. Gene Ontology annotation, cellular component: ribonucleoprotein complex; cytosol; nucleus. Gene Ontology annotation, molecular function: mRNA 3'-UTR binding; poly(A) binding; poly(U) RNA binding.